AUGAUGUGUCUGGAUUUCUCCCUAGCCAAAUUUAUGUCUGAUAGUGGAUUAUCUACCCUUGACAGUUUUUCUGUGUCAAAGUUAAUGGAUUAUUUAGGUGUAUCUGAAUACCUACUGUCAGAACAGUGUGACAUGACACAGCUACCAUAUAACACUUCUGUUAAUGGAUGGACUGAUGAUUGUUCCAUUCAAGACAAGAUUGACCUCUCACCCUAUGGUGUAUGUUAUAUACCACAUACUUGUACCAGUAUAGACUGCUGUGUAAAUCUGCCUGGAUUACACAGAAAUAUUCAUGUUUCUGUUGACAUAGACACUUGUAAUUAUAAACUGACUGUGGAUAUUGAGAAAGUUCAUCUGGAAUACUCACUGAUUGAUUACGAAUGGGGACACACACAAACAUAUUCUUUGUUUGGACUCUUUAAUGUUGUAUUCACAGUUCAAAAUCUUGUUGACGAGAAGUUUCUGGUAACCAUGGAUAUAUCUGUAUGUAUGGAGAGAGCUGGUCCAUGUGAAGUAAUUCUGAAUGUACUCAAAGAUGCCAGGUUACCUAAACCAGUCUGUAACUGGAAAAAUGGCUUCAUUAUACCAGACUUUUCUUUAAAAAACUUUCUAUCCAGUAAAGGAUUAAGUCCAGCACUAAUUGAGAUACCAACAGAAGUAUUAUUACAGCUGUCAAACAAACUUGGAAUAGCUUCAUUCUAUGUGGAAAACCAGUGUAACAGAGCAGAUACCCCAUAUAUACCUAACCAAGAUGGAUGGAAUAAUGAUUGUUUAGAGAAAGUAAAUCUCCCAGCUGUAUCUAAUGGCACCACCUGUCACUUGUCUGAUGACUGCAUUGGAGUUACCUGUUGUACAGAUGUAGAUCUGCUCCGUAGAUCUAUCAGUACCAGUCUAAAACUGGAUCCCUGUGAAUAUACCUUACAAGUGCAGAUAGAGAAACUUCUUGUCAACAUUAGUUUAGUUGAUUAUCAGUUUGGUAAACAAGAUGGUGUAUAUUUAUUUGGAGUUGUACGUCUUGACUAUGACAUAGAUGACCUGAGAUACAAGAGACAGUAUGUUGUCAAUCUGCAUCUGAGUGUUUGUUUUGAAGCAACAGGACCUUGUACAAUCAGUAUCCCUGUACUCACUAAUACCAUUCUACCUAAGUCUGUCUGUGACUGGAAAAGUAAUUUCAUAGAUCCAGAAUUCUCCCUUUUGAAGUUUAAAAAAGAUGAAUAUGAUUUACAUGAUGGAGAUAGUUUAACAGAUUACCAGAGAAAGGAUUUAAUGGAUAAAUUAGGAGUGACAGAUUUUAUAAACAAAGUCCCAUGUAGUUCUGGGAAAGCACCAUAUCCUGGUAGUGGAUGGACUAAUAAUUGUGAUACUUUGACCUCAGACCUUUCACUGUUACCAGGGACAACUGUCUGUCAUAUUCAAGAGACCUGUACCUCAGUGUCCUGUUGUUUUAGUGUGGACAAGAUAGGACAAUCAUUCCAAGCCUCUGUUGAGAUUGAUUCGUGUAGAUCACUACUGACAGUUUCAAUAGAAAAAAUUACAAUGCAGAAAAAUCUGUUAGAUUUCCAGUGGGGGGCACCAGUGGAAAUGUGGCUGUUUGGCCUGCUUAGACUGGAGCUAACAGUGAAUAACUUGGAAUCGGAAGGAAACUUUCUGGUAGACAUGACAUUGAAAGCUUGUCUUGAUGCAGAUGUAUCCAUACCUUGUUUCCAGUCCAUUGUAGUGUUUAAGGAUUACAAGCUGCCCAAAUCUGUGUGUGAUUGGAAUAUCAAUUUCCCUGUAAAAGACUUUAGUAUGGAUAAUUGGAUAACUGAGAAUGAUCUGUCAUCAAAUGAUGAUCCGUUACCACAAUGGGCAGUUCUCCAGCUUAUGCAAAUGUGGGCAGUAUCCAGAUUUUUGUCAGACAGUGCUUGCUCUACUUUGCAAAAAGAUACAAGUUCAGAUUGUAGUUUCUCAGUACCAGAUCUACCUGACUGGUUGUCUUGUUCAAUGCCAUCCUCUUGUAAUGGUAUAGAAUGCUGUGUUUAUCUGCUUAGAAUUAACAAGUCUGUAGAAGUUGUUCUUAGAAUAGAAAAUUGUAGAAAUACAUUACAGUUAAAGAUUGGACAGCAAACAACAAAGAUCAAACUAAAUAGAUUUGAAUUUGAUAAGAAUCAUACAUUUUCUCUGUUUGGUAUUGUAAAGGUCAUGUAUGAAAUAAAUGCAUUAGAGAAAGAGAACCAGUAUGGAGUAGAUCUGAAUAUCUCAGUAUGCUACAGUGAUACACUUCCAUGUGAUUAUAAUGUACAGCUGUGGUCAGAUACAGUUAUUAAUGGUAGUACCUGCGAACUAACUUCAGGAUUUCUUAAUUCAGAGUUUUCUUUAAACCAUUGGUUAGGAGAAAAAGGAUUAAACAAAAAUUCAAGUGUAUCAGAUAAAGUUGCCAAUGACCUGAUAAUGGAUUUAGGAUUAUCUGAUUACAUGGAUUUCUCAGACAAGUGUGACUUGACAGUGUCUCCUUACCUUAACACUGAAGUUGUACUUAAUAAUGAGACUUCUUUCCGUAAUGUGACUCAACCAUCCUUACCUGAAGAGAUAACCUGUUAUUUAUCACCAACUAAGUCGGAAGUAUCUUGUUGUGUGCAUGUUGAUAUUCUAAAAAGAUCUCUACAGACCAGUCUUAAACUGGAUACCUGUACAUAUAAACUAGCUGUGAGGAUAGAAAAUCUACACCAUGAAAUUAAUCUAUUGAACUAUCAAUGGGGUAAAAGUGAAGUCAUAACACUUCAUGGGGUGUUCCAGAUCAGGUUUAGUAUAUACAACAUUCCUUCAGAGAGAAAGUUCUUGGUGGAUAUAAGUAUUAAGCUGUGUUUUGAUGCAAAGGACAAUUGUCUGAAAGAAUAUACAGUUCUAACCAAUGCUGAUUUCUUGUACUCUGACUGUAGUAAUGUUAAUAGUGUUCCAUUUGGAGGAUUGGCAUUUGAGUUUUGGAAACCUUCCCAGUGUACAGCAUAUAGUGGAAACUUUCUAAAUGGUUGUACAGAUGUACCAGUUCCAAUGUCAUCCUUACCUGGAUGCAAAAUGUCUAGUGAUUGUCACAGUGUAGAAUGUUGUACAGAUAUUAACUUCAUGACUGGUACCAGAAAUGUAUAUACUUCAUACCAACUGACACAGUGUGAUGAGAUGGUGACCAGUAUUGAGAGACAAUCAUGGACCAAAACUGGAUUAGAUUCACUGACAGGAUCAACCGUGGCAGAGAGAGUCAAUGAUGUGUUCAGCCUAAGUAUGGCUGUAAUAGAAAGUUCCUCUUCAUUGUAUAAAGUGACCUUGUCUGUCAAUAUCUGUUACUUGAGUGGAGGCAUUUGUACAAACUUGACACUAGUAGAACAGGUUACCUUGAAAAAAACAGACUGUUCACCACAGCAAAGAAGAAGGAAAAGGAGAGCUGUUUCGUAUGGAAUUGACCCUUCUGAUCUUAAAAGUGGUAUAAGAAAACUGCAUGAAGAUCUAGCAUCUUCAGAACAAGUUCAAGAGUUUUUAAGAGAAGCCAAGGAAUAUGAAAACCAAGUGAGGUCAGGCAAUCUGGAACCAAGCCAGAUUAUGGAUGAUGACAUCACUACAGGACCCAGGUCUAUCAUGAAAGCUUUAGGAACAAAUAAUCCAACUGUAUUGUCGUCAAUAUGGACAGUAGAUAUUGUUUCUGGCACAAAAGGAGCUAAAUCUGUAACUGACAUGUUGUCAACAGCAACAGAUAUCGUAGGACGUGCUGAUCAAGUAUUUAUAGUAGGAAAAGGCCUGUCUAAUGCAGGAGUUCAAAUGUUAGGAGAGAAACUGGCCAAGAUGACCAUUGGUGAAAUUAAAGCCAUGUUAGAUCUUAGGAAUCUUGACCCAAUUGUUGUCAUAGAAUUGUUUGGUCAACUUAAGGAGUUAUCUAGGGGUUUGCUAACAGAGUUUAUGGACAAAGUUCUUGGAGAUCCAACUAAUGCUUUUGAACGAACUGAUAUCAUAAUAAAUGGAGAUGUUAGUUUUCCAAGACAGAACUUUAAACCUUUUCCAGAUUUUUAUCAUGAUAUGCCAAUUGGUCCACUUAUACUUAGAUUUGAAUUUGGAGUUGUUGGGUAUUAUGGAAUGAAAUUUGAGGUUGGAGUGAAAAUCUUAGGGAUGAAAGGAUAUGCCACUGUUAUUCCUUAUGCUGGAGCAAAAGGUUAUGGGUCAGUUGGACUUUGUUUCUGGGUAUUAUGUGGUAAAUUACAGUUGAAUGGCCAUGUGCUGAAUACUGCAUUUCCUUCAACAAUAGAAGUAGGAUUCAGCAAAUUUCCCCUUGAUGUUGGCCUGUCUAUGUAUCUGGAGCUAGUUCCCUUGGAGAUCAACUUGAAGGCCAAAGUUACAUUGGAAAUAAGACUUCCAUGGGGAUUUAAAUUUACCAAGACAAUUAUCAGUGUUACACUAUGGAGAUACAGAGCUCCGACCAUUAGCAAAAAAGUGAUCGAUACAAUGAAAAAAGAAGAGGAUGCUUCCCCACCACAAAUUUCAUCUGUUAUCAAUGCUGAUGAUAGUUCUGAAAAGAAAAAAAGAUCAACAGCUUCCUGUUAUGUUAAUCAAACACCAAACAUAGAUUACACAGAACCAGAGUUUGAAAUCUCUAUCCGAGCUGAAGAUGACAGAAGUCAAGUGAAGCUGUACUUAAAUGUAGGAACUGUACCAGGAGGGUCUGAUGUGUUACAUGAAUAUGAACUUGGAGGACCAUCAACAGUUAUCAAAGAGAACUUUAAAAGUAAAGGAACUGGAGUUCCAAUUUACUUCACCUUUAUAGCAGAAAACAACUCAGGUCAAAGGGCAGAAGCAUUUUGUAGUCUACCGACAUAUGAUGUGACUGUUCCUGGUGGAAGAUUUCAGGAGGAAUUUAUGUCUACAAGUAACCCUGAGGUUUUAAGGGCCUAUGUUACGGUGUAUGAGGACUCAGAACUUCAGACUGUACAAGUUGGAGCAGGAUAUGGGAAAGGAAUCUAUGGGGACCAGAUGGUUGCCUGGAAUGAUGUUGACCUUGGUCAUGAUGAGAUCAAUGAUAAUAUAGGGAAAGAUCCUUUUAAUACAAAAGUUCUUGACCAGUUAUUUUCUGGAUCAGACACUGGAAAACUAAUUGGACCAAAAUCAGCUCCUGACACCAAACAAAAUAGUCCUGGAGAUUGUGCCAGGGCCUGUGCAGAUUUACCUCGUACUAAGUGUAUGAGUUUUAAUUAUGACUUUGGUAAAGGAGUAUGUGAGCUUAUGGAAGCCAUUGAGGGACAUCACUACUCAAGGUCCAAGUCUGGAUUGUUUGAACAUUAUGAGAGACUUGGAAUUGGCAAGUCUAAGCAGUUUGUAUAUGAAAAUCUGCAACUCCAACAUAAUAAAUCGUAUUACUUCAAUCUGAGACUGGUCAAUGUUCUAGGAUAUGAAAGUAUACUUACCACACAAGGAGUCAUUGUAGAUACAACUACCCCUGAAACAGGCUUUAUUUCCAACAAGACUGCUGAUUACCUUGAAAUACUUCCAUGUUUGGACUUAUUCCCUGAAGACAGACCUGAGUGGAAGUUACUCUGUAAAGGGGUACAUCCUAAAAUUCAGAAUCAUAGACUGGUAGUUGAUGGAACUGGUUCCCAGACAGUAUUUAAUGGUCCUAUACCAAUGUUUGAUUUGAAGUUCACAAGAGCAAACAGAUAUAUGUCUGCUAAUUGGGAUGGCUUCAUAGACAGAGAAUCUGGAAUUAUGGGAUAUACUGUACUUAUUGGCCGGACAGAAUGUAAAGAUGAUGUACAUGUUGAUCAUGAUCCUCAUAUACAACUGUUUGAUAAAUCACAGUGGACAUACAGUGCUAUGAUAAGCCCUAUACCUGCUCCAUACACCAAAUUACCAGAUGGUCAGUACUUUGUCACUGUUAGAGCAUUAAAUGAUGUAAAAUAUGGAGGAACAUUGGUAACAACAGUGUGUCAUUCUACACCACUGACAGUAGAUAACUCUAAACCAGAGAUUUACGAUGUAUAUGGAAUAGAAUAUGAUGAAGAUCUACCCUUACUUAAAGUUUCUCAUGUAUCCAGUGACCCACAUUCAGGUUUGGUAUACAAUGAUUUAUGUUUAGGCCAUUCAGCUAGAGACUGUAAUGAAAUGGACUGGAAAAGAAUGGACUAUAGUCCAGAUAUUCAGUUUGCAGUGCAACUUACAGAUGGUGUCCCUGUAUGGGUCAAAAUCAAGUGUGUCAAUGGAGUUGAUCUUAGGACAGUAGCAGUAGCAGAUCAAGCAAUCAUUAUUGAUAAAACAGCACCCAUAUCAGGACAAGUUUUAGAUGGUCCAGUACAAGGAGAUGAUCUAAGUUACACCAAGAACUAUCAUUCACUAUGCUCCAAUUGGAGACAUUUCUAUGACCAAGAAUCAGGGAUAUCAAUGUAUAUGGUGGGAGUUAGUUCAGAGAGAAAUAUCAAUAACACUGAUAUUGCUAAUACAACAGAAAUUAGUAGACAAACCCAUACAACCUGUGUGUCUGUCAACAAAGACUUAGAACAUGGCAAGACAUAUUAUUCCAUUGUGUGGGCUUAUAAUGGAGGAAUAACUCAACAGAAAGUUGCUGCUAUAUCUGAUGGGGUAACUGUGGAUUUGACCAAGCCAGAAUCAGGAGAAGUUAUUGAUGGGGUUCAGACAGGGUUUACAGAUCUCAAGUUUUCACCCAGUACAGCUAAAGUUGGUACUCAGUGGAAGGGUUUCCAUGACCCAGAAUCUGGAAUACAACAAUAUGAAGUGAAGGUAGAAAUUUCAAGUAACAGCACAGAAGAUUAUGAAGUAGUCAAGGAAUGGCAUACCUUACACAGUAAAACAGAUAAUAUAGAAUGGGUGAACUUUCACCUUCAUCACAAGGACCAAGUUAAGAUUAAGUUGAAAACAACAAAUGCUGCAUUGAACUCUAUUAUCAAUGAGACUGAUGGAUUUGUUGUUGACCUAACACCAGCCGAGCUUGUCAGUCUAGGAGAUGGAACUGUGCUGAAAAAAGAUGAAACAUUCCAGUCUAAUGUGACCAGUUUAUCCAGUAGCUUUGAGUUUAUAGACAAAGAGUCUGGUCUUGACCAUUACAAAAUUCAAAUAUAUCAGUAUCAUGAAGAUGUGAGAUUACAGAUAUUUCCAGUAAUCUAUGGUGAAUGGUUAAAUCUUGGGACUGAUGUUAAUAUAAACCACUACACUCAUACAGGUCUGUCUUUACAUCAGGGUGGAGUAUACAGUAUGAGGGUGGGAGCUGUUAACAAGGCAGGAUUUGUAGCAGCUUUUGAGACUGAUGGUGUUGUCAUAGAUACCACACCUCCUGUUGUGCACUGGUUACAUGUCGGGAGUCUUGCUGGUAGUAUUGAGGAUGUUGUAGAUGGAUUUGUAUUGCAGGCCGAUACUACUGGAAUAAAAGUAGCCUGGGCAGCUGAAGAUCCCCAGUCAGGAAUCAUAGAGUUUAAGGUGGCAGUUGGCACUGCCAAAGGUGGCACAGAUGUUAUGUCUUGGACAGUUUUUGGAAAAGAGAAGGAUAUAUACAUACCUAACCUAACACUACAGCUGACAGACCUGACAACUUACACACCAGUGUAUUAUGUUAGUGUGAAGGCAGAGAAUGGAGCAGGACAGGAGAGUAAUCCUGUCACAUCUACACCUAUUGUUGUUGUGGAUGAAGACAAACCAGGUUUGGUGAUAGAUGGAGCUGAGGGUAGUGAUGGUAAUACCUUAGUACUUAAUGAAGAUAUAGAUUAUCAGUUAGACUUUUCUUCUACCACACUACAGUUCAGUGGUUUUGAGAGUCAUUUACAUGGAGUUGUGGAUUAUGAAUUGGCAGUAGGUACAUCUCCUGGUGGAGAAGAUGUUAUGUCCUAUACUCCUCAUGGACUGGUACAUUCUGAAGAGGCAGAUGUUGUUGGCAAUGGAAUAUCCAGUUCUGGUUUUGCCCAAGCCAAUCUACACCUUAAACCAGAAACAAAAUAUUACUCUAGUGUUCGUGCUGUUACUAAUGCAGGCAAUGUUUUAGAGGCUGUGUCUGAUGGAUUCUUAAUUGACACAACACCACCUGAGGUCACACUAGACAGAUUAACAGAUAAGGAUGCCUAUGAAGUAGAAAGAGGAACAAGUAUUUACCAGACAACAAUAGAUAUCCUAUCUGCCCAAUGGCAUUAUAUUGAUGAAGAGAGUGGCAUACAGAGAGCUUGGUUCAGUGUAGGGACCUAUCCUUUUGGAGGAGAUGUGGCUCCAGUAACAGAAGUUAAUAUUACAUCAAAUCUACAGAGUUCUGUACCAUUGUCUACUGUGAUCCCAGACAUAACAGGAAAGCCAAACAUUAUAUCUGUGUAUGCGGAAAACAAGGCAGGAUCUCAGUGUAAAGUGACUCUUGACUCUGUGAUCAUAGAUAUAUCACCGCCAAGUCAGGGAGUAGUCUCUUGCCCUGAAUAUGUAGGGGACAAGGUUCCUGUUAAGUGUUCCUGGACUGGGUUUCAUGAUAAUGAAAGCCCAAUAAAAGAGUUCCAGAUAUCACUUGGUUCUCAACAAGGACUAUCUGAUGUAUUCACUAACAGAGUGGUUAAUGGACAUACCUUCAGUUAUUCUAUAAAUGAUGCAGAUGAGUUGAUGACACAUGAGAAGUUCUACUAUGUUACUGUGAAUGCUGUUAACACAGUGGGUUUGCAAACCUACGGUUUCUCUGGACCUGUUGCCAUAGAUACCACACCUCCUGACUCUGGUAAAGUGAUUGACCUUCAUACGACCUACAGAAUGGAUGUGACUGACAAUGCAGCUACUGUACAAAUGAAUGCUAAAGCUUGUAUAAGUGAUGAAGAAUGUGAUGCUCUAGAUGCUACAUGUUCAGAGUCUCUGACUUCAGUUUCUGUAACUUGGCAACCAUUUACUGAUGAACAAUCUGGAAUAGCUGGAUAUGAGGUGGCUGUAGGUACUACACCUGGAGGGGGUCAGGUAAAACCUUUCUUCAGCAUACCAUUGGAUACAAAUUAUUACUCUGUCACAGGAUUGAAUUUGAAUGGCCUGAAAAAGGUAUAUGUAUCCAUUAAAGGAACCAAUGGAGCAGGAUUAUCCAGUGUUAGCUCAUCCAAUGGUUUAUAUUUGUCUUACCUUAGUCAAGGACUGCCUCCUUUGGUUCAUAUUGGUAUUGCUGAUGUUUCAGAAUUAUCAAAUGUAGAUAUAGAUUUCCAGGAGAGUUCUGACACAUACAGAGCAUCAUGGGAUGUAUCAGGUGACCCUUGUCCUGUCAUCAAGUAUGAAUGGCUGAUACAGAGGCUUGAUGGGAUGGUUGUCAUGGAUUGGAUGGAUAUGGAAAUUAAAACUUCAGGAACAAAUGAUGAAUUGGAGAUGUUGAAUGGAGAAUUAUACUAUUCUCUACUGAGAGUAACCAAUGCUUUGAACUACACCUACAUGAUCAGAUCUAAUGGUGUUACUGUCAAACAAGAACCUCUCAUCCCAGGAAAAGUAUUUGAUGGAAAUGUGAAAGGAUAUGAUCUGAAUUUUAUCAAUUCCAAAGUCAUGGUAACAGUGAACUGGGAUGGGUUUGGUUUGCCAGUCAGUACACAAACUCAAGUAGAUGUUAUUUCAGGAAAUCCAGGCAUUCAAGUUAAUGAAGGUGAUAUUGAAAAUCAGGAUGAAAACCAAGCAGUAGCAUUUUAUGAGGUUGCCUUGGGAACAGACAGGAGAUUCACACAAACCAGAGAUAAUAUUGUUCCAUUUACUAAUGUAGGAAAAGACAAAAAAGUUACCUUUUAUGACCUUGACCUGGUUCCUGGUACACCUGUGUACUACUUUACAGUCAAAGCUUACAGUGCUUCACAUUCUGUUGCUAUGGUAACAUCAAAUGGCUUUCAUGUUGGAGAUGAUGGUGGGGUUACCUCUGGAACUAUUAUAAUGGAAGAUUUUGUCAACACAAAUACAUAUCUAGAUAUACAGUUUGAAGGGUUUUUUUCCAAAGUUGAGAUAUUGAUGUAUUAUGUGGCUGUGUCUAACUACACAGGUGUUAAUGGCACUGACUGUAAACAUUAUAUUGAUGGUGGAAAGUCUACAGAAGAAGAAAAAUCCAGGAUAUUUAAUGUGUUUCCUGUCACAAAUAUAAAUCAGAAUACAUUUUACAAAGUAGAGAAUUUGAACCUGGAAUCUGGAAAAAGUUUUGUUGUUUGGGUUUUUGGAACUGACAAGUCAGGAGAGUGCAGUCUAGCCAGUCAAACAUUCAGUGUUGACACUACACCUCCCGAAGCAGGAGAAUUAACAUGUGGACCAGAUUAUCACAAGAAUGUUACAUACACUCCUGAAAGCAGCAGUUUGACAGGACUGUGGGAGGGGUUCUUUGAUCUUGAAUCUGAUAUUGCCUCUUUCAAAAUAUCCCUGUGGAAUAAGUCUUCCUGUUCAGAUCAAAGCUCUGAAGUACUGAUGGUGGACUGGAUAACUUUGGAUUCAAACUAUUCUCAGUAUAUGUUUUCAGAACUUCAACUGGAGAGAAACAUUCCAUAUAUAAUAAAGCUCAUUGCAACCAAUCAUGUUGGACUAUCUGUCAGUACAGAAUCUGCCCCUAUAUUAUAUGACUCCUCAAAACCAACAUCAGGACAUGUGGUUGAUGGUACAGACUUUGUUAAUGACAGAGUUUGGUUUGGUUCUGCAUCUUUAGUUACAAGCACAUUUUUGCAUUUGGCUAAUUCUGAAGGUCCACCGUGUCCUGACCAGGCUGUAUCUAUGAUCAACAACCCAAGCUGGAGAAAACUACAACAGAUUGGCUUCAAAGAUCCCAGUGGUCAACAAUGGUCACUUAUCCAUAGAAAAGAUAAUAUCCAGAACUUAGUUUAUGAUAACGCUAUCAGUAUAAAGCUGGCAAGAAAUGUUAAUAAAAAACAAAUGUAUACUGGGGCAUACAUCAGGUCUGCUGAAUUUGAAAAUGGUGGAACUUAUCAGAUUACAAUAAAAGCAGCUGAUGGUAAAGGGAUUCCAGUUACUGGGAUCAUGCUAUGGGAUGGUCCUGUAGAUGGUAUAGCUACUUACAAUUACAUAACUGAAGAUGACUGGACACUUCAUUUGUGUGAUUGUUGUCUGGAAGAUCCUUUGGCAGAGACUUGCUCAUUUUGUAACUGUUCAGCCAGUGAUAUGACAUCUACCACUCCUCCUUCUGUGACUACAAGUAAAACUCCAUAUGCAAUAGUUAAAAGUCCUGAUGCAACAGUGGUUACUAAACCUGUAGACAUGGGCAUUCCCGUGGCACAAACAGCAUGUGGUGUACAGAUAUUGACAGGUGAUGUACCUCAAGUAGUUACUUGGUGCCAGGCCUACAACAAUACACAGAGAUUAAUGAAGGCUAAAAUAGAUUUAUCUUUUGAUCCAUCGGCCAACUAUCACCGGUACAAAGUAGUAGUCAGUCCUCUGAAAGACGAUGAAGUAAAUAUAAACUGGUGUAUAUUGGUGUAUGCAGAUGAUGAAGAAUUAACAGAAAUCUGUGGUAUAGAACCACCUAGUACUUCUGCCAAACUUGUACUUCAUGUAUGGAAUCGUAACAACUAUGUACCAGAUACAUCUGACUUAUUUAAUGUCUUCUCAGCUAAAGCAUACUUCAAAGACCUAAUUAUUCCACCUAAAAUUGGCAAUAAAUGUCGCUAUGGUAACCCAUUCAGAGGAGGUACUAAUCCAGUAAUAAAGUAUGAGGCUGGAAUCGGUACAGAAAAGUUACAAUCAGAUGUUGUACCAUAUAAAGAGAUAUAUAGACCAUGUAUACCAUGCAAUACACAGUGCUCUUUGUCAAACUGUCAUUCUGAUUGUGAUAUUAAUCAGCAAACACUUGUUACAUUCAAUUUGUCAAAUCUGGCCCUGAAACCUUUUACUCUAGCAGAAAAUGACACAGGACAUUUAUACAACAAAAGUGCUAUAUACUAUACAACAGUAAGAGUAUUGUUAGGAAAUGGCCUGACCACUGAAGGAUCAUCAGAUGGAUUCUACAUUGACAUUACCCCACCUGUAUUUGAUCCUGAUGUAAUGAACAGCCAGAUUUAUGUUGAUGUGACCCAAGGAGAGUUUACACCAGUGAAGUACCAAGCAUCCAGUAACACUAUUAAAGCUUUCUGGUACUGUUAUGAUGAUGAAAGUUUAAUCAAGAAUAAUUCAUGGGCUAUUGGGACAACAGUUGGUGGAGAGGAGAUACAACCAUUUACAUCACUAGGUGUCAGACAGAUUGGUAUAAACAGCUCACUAGAGGGAGUACUGCAAAGUAACCAAACUUAUUACGUCUCUAUAAUAUGUCAGAAUGGAGCAGGACAAAUUACACAGUGGAAUGAUAAUACAGGUGUGAUAGCUCUUCUUGAACCUCCUGAUGUUCAAGCCAUCAAUUCCACACUGGUAGGAGCUGAAGAUUUUGAUGAACCUGUCACCCCUUCAGAUUCUAAACGUGGUACAGACCCUGACACUAUAGGCUUCUCAUUUUCCCUGAGUGAGGAUAAAAGAGUAACAAGAUAUGAUAUAUGUAUUGGAACAUCAGAACAUAAAGAUGAUAUUUUCCCUUGUACCUACAUCAGUGUAAACAUGUCUGGUACAGUUUUAAUAAAGAAUGGCUCUAUUUUCAUGAAUGAGUAUAAAUUGUAUGACUUACAUGAGCUCAGAAAAGACCAGAGUAGUUCUUCUUCUAAUACAUUCCACAUGGAGCCAGGGAGAACUCUGUUUAUAACCCUCAGAGCUUGUAAUGAUGCCUAUCUAUGUAGUAAUAAGUCCUUGGGAACAGUUACAAUGAUGAAUGAUAAAGCUGUGAUGAAGACAUCAGUGGGAGGUGAACCUCUGGAGGUGGAGUAUGAUAUGUCUAGUAACAGGAGGAAGAGGAGGAGUUUAGGGGAUACACUUGUUUUAAUUACACCUGAUGGACUUGCCUCUGGACAGAGUAUAUUGAUGGAACCAUUAGAUAGUACAGAUUUAACCACUGUUUAUGAUUCAGUAUCCUCAGCAGAGUUCCAACCCUAUAUAGUAAAUCCUAAUGAUACAAUGGACUUAGUAGACAGACUUCUAUAUAGAAGAUUAUCAACAAGUAUAUUUUCCUUUACUCUGGUACCAAUUGGACAUUUACCUAUGCCAGGACCAGUCAACAUAACUUAUUUUGAUACCACUUCAGAUGAAGAUCAACGGAUCAUGUUGACACAUUGGAAUCCAGUGAAUAAUCAAUGGGAGCUGACCAGUGAGACAUGUGCUGACCAUAGUAAUAAAGAAACUACAAAUUCUGAUGGAAGUACUUCCAUUCUGGUUUGUAGAACCUGGAGUUCAAAAGGUGAUAAUUCUACUAACAGUCGUAAGAAAAGGUCUAUUGUAGAAACAGAAUAUUUCACAGAGGAGACCCAGUUCUCCUUAUCGAUGGUAUCAUCAUCUAUAUACAAUACACCACCAAAAUUGAUUAGCCUUAAUUCUAUAACUAUGGAGGAAGAUUCAGGAACUCUUCAGUAUUUACUAGAAGCUACAGAUGAUGAUCAAGACACCAUUUUGUUUUAUUUAGAAAAUUCUACCUACUCAAUUGGUACUCCAAGUCUCACUACUGAUGGAAUAUUAUUGUAUACUCCAUGUACAGACUGUACAGGAACAGAAUAUAUACACAUACUCUUAACAGAAGAUCAGACAGACAUCCCAGCAGCUAGUUCUAAUGUCACAAUAACAAUCAAUGUCAUCAGUCAGAAUGAUCACCCUGUUGUUUUUCUUACUCAGUAUGGUAGCUCUAUAUUGUUCCAGGAUACAAGUGAACCAGUUGUGAUUUACCUAGAACAGAUGACGAACCAUACUGGACAUAUCUUGUCUGACCAGUUCUCUGCUGUUUUUGGAGGAUACGACAUUGAUGUGAAAGAUAGUUUAAUUGUUGUUUUGUCACAACCUGAACAUGGCAUUGUUACAGUAUCCAAGGAACAGGUUAUACCACCAGAAAUAGGUUCAUGUUCACAGACAUUAGCUAUGGAUAGUGAACCUUGUGGAAAUUUCAGUCAGACAUUACCAUAUAGUGCUUCAGAUAUGUUGUGGAUCUAUACCAAAGUAACGUAUUUUCAGCCAGCUGAUUAUUAUGGUUAUGACUAUUUAAAGAUGUACAUCAUUGAUGAUAAGAAUGGCACAUCUGAAGUGGUUACUGUACAGUUUACUAUUAUGGAGUCACCUUGUCAAAAUAAAGGGGUGUGUCAAGAAAAGGAUACCAGCAACUACCCUUGUGAAGAUACUCACAGAGCUGAGAGUUUUGAUCUUUAUUAUAACUGUGAAUGCCCACCAGAGUUUACAGGACUACAUUGUGAAGAGGAUGUGGAUGAAUGUCUAAGCAAACCUUGUCCAGACUCUUACACCUGCACCAACAAGUAUGGUGGAUAUGCUUGUUCUUGUCCAGACUGUGGAUUGUCUCCUUGGAUUAAAGCUUUGAUUGGUUUAGUUGCAGUGCUUGUUUUUAUCAAUUUGAUUGUGAUAGUAGCAUUCUAUAUCAGGAAGAAGAAAAACCAGAUGAAAGUUUCAAAUUAUGAGGAAGAUGAUGACAGUUUUGAAAAUUUAGAGUUGGAAUCAAGACAAGAAAAUACCAUUGUGACCCAUUAUCAACAGUCCAACACAGAUACAAGAAAUACAAGUGAACAAGAUAGUAUCGAUGACGAUACAACUAAACUUUUGAGUGAAACACCAGAAGCCAGGAGAGAAAACAGGCCUUGGUUGCAAAAUUCAAAAACAAAUGAAGGAACACACAAUUUGCUUAAGUACAUGUGUAACGUUGAAGUUGCUGUUCAUGAGGAGGAAAAUCUAGAUCUAUUUUAACCACCUAGAUGAAAUACAUGUAGGAGACUAUGACAAGGAAUGAUAUUAUUAUAAGAAUAAAGACUAGUUUCUGUGUAAAUAAUUCAGACUUGAUCAUUAGUUGAUUUAUAUUUUACUGAAUUUUUAUGUUACAUAUAUGUGCACAUAUAAGGUUUUUGAAAGACACAAGUUGCUUGCUUUUAUAUAGGGAUUUUCCUUUUCAUUCUUAGUUAAACAGUUACUUUUCAACUAUCAUGGUAAAAGGAUUUAUUUCCUUAACAUUUCAGGCAUUGAUCCCCUUGCCAUUGAAUGCAUUAAAACUAGAGUUGACACAGAUUAGUUUUUUUGUGUGUAUUUCUAUACAAUGUACUAAAUUGAGCCUUUACCAAUUGUUAUAAUUGCGUUUGCUGAUAAAUUAUUGUCUAUUGUCUAUUAUCAUAAUUCAACUUGUAUAUUUGUUUAAAUUCUUGUAGAAAAUAUACCUAUGAUGGUCUGUCCUUAUUAAGAUCAAUCUAGCAUACAAAUAUAUUAUCACCUAAAACAUUGGUUUACAUGAAGCUGUAUUGGAAAUUUCAAUAAACUUUACCUGCAAAAUUUUCAGGUUAUUUCAGAUAACAUUAGCAUUCUGAUUUCUCAUCGAGUAGUAAAUAUGACUGUUGUAAUAAUACAUUUAUAUAACAUAACCUUAAAAAUCUUUUUAUUCCCCACCUAGGGGCAUUAUGUUUUCCGGUCUGUGCAUCUGUUCGUUCGUCUGUCUGUCCUGCUUCAGGUUAAAGUUUUUAGUCGAGGUAGUUUUUGAUGGAAGUUGAAGUCCAAUCAACUUGAAACUUAGUACACAUGUUCCCUAUGAUAUGAUCUUUCUAGUUUUAAUGCCAAAUUAGAGUUUUGACCCUAAUUUGACGUUCCACUGAAAUAGAAAAUGAUAGUGCGAGUGGGGCAUCUGUGUACUAUGGACACAUUCUUGUUAUUUUUUAUAUUAUAUAUCUAAGAAUAAUGUGUUUGAAAUUAUUCAUUGAUGGUUUCAGAUAUCUAACAUUACUUUCAGUAUUACUAUUUAGAAUCAUUUUAUCUCCUCUAACACCUUUGGGUCAGUUUAAACAAUCUUUGCAAUAAUGAUCAACAAAUGGUUCUUGUUCUGUUUCGUUUGGAAAUAAACCAUGGCUUCCAGAGGCAAUGUAUGCAUGAGGUAUGGUAUUUUCAAAAGUCUUCUAUGAAAUUCUUUGAAACUUCAAGGCGAAAUGUUUUGAGAGUUUACUUCCAGGAUUGUUUAUUGGGAGCCCAGGUUCUAAAACUGAAAGGAAGAUUGCAACCAAACUUUGAGAUUGAUGUAUCAUAAGUCUCUUCAUACUGACCUCUUUUGACUAUGAUUAGAUGACAAAGCUUGCCCCGAGAUGCAAGGUUUUAUUCUGAUUGGCCAGUUUUCUAAAUCUCUGAAACUACAAGGCGAAAUGCUUUGAAAUUCUAAUGUUGAUGAUUGGGGUACCUGCUAUAGAAUAUUUUCUCGUUCAUUGAUAGAUGGUAAACAUGGCGGCAUUGGUGAUAAAUAGUUUACAUUUCAAAUUUGGAAAAUUACAUUUAUAUCUCUGAAACCACCAGAUCAAUGAAAAUACGUAACAGAAAAACCUCUUAAUGCAUAAUUCAUUUUUUAUAUCGAAUUAUUCUUUAUCGUUUUUAUUGGUGUAGGAUAAACUUCUGUCUUAAUCAUACAAAACUUCUCAUUUGUUUAAGUAAAAUCACAGUUGAUAAAGCAUCACGUUGUAUUCCUUAUAUUUUUAAGUAUACAAAUUCUUAUGAUAUGUCAUUCUUUCAUUGGUUGUCCUUCUUUUUUUUUUACAAAUAUACAAACCCUGUUUGUUAAGCAUAUCUGCAUAUGUUGAUGAAUAUUUACAGAAAGCAUCUAAACUUUGUUAAAAUAAUGAGCCAAAAAUGUUGACUUUAGGGAAAUUAAUCUUCCCCUCCUUUUUUAAAGUUUGAACAAUAUGGAAACCCCUGACCCUUAGUGAUUCAAUCUGGUAUUUAUAGUAACAUUAUAUACAUUUAGCACUUCUUGGUUCUUCUGGGAAUUAUUUUGAUGCAUUGUAACAAUAUAUAUAUAAACAUUCAUUAUUAAUAAAUAAAACAAUACAAUAGUGUA
Molecule: messenger RNA, 16864 nt
Organism: Mytilus californianus (California mussel)
Lineage: Eukaryota; Metazoa; Mollusca; Bivalvia; Mytilida; Mytilidae
Exons: 82
Coding region: 1-14751 (4916 amino acids)
Biological process (GO): homophilic cell-cell adhesion
Cellular component (GO): membrane
Molecular function (GO): calcium ion binding; protein binding
Source: RefSeq, a predicted model, not a curated record